UCUUGAUUUUUUAAUAUAUUGGCCACGGUUGGAAUCAGGGUGGGAACUCGCGCACCGGCUGGGCGUAGAAUCACAAUGAUAAAUUUGUGUAAUUCCAAAAUGUGCAUCUCAGAAAUAGUCUGUGUUUAUUGGUGUUAAUCCUGUAAAACGCGGUUUGAGUCGAAAAACGCAAUUGAUUUAAACUGCAGAAUUUUUUUUUUAAGUUUAACAUAGAUUGACCCCUUUUCUCUGUAUGGCGAUCAACAGGUAAAUUCUUUGAACACUAAGCUUGACGCGGAAUUUUCCGUUUGCCCGAUUUUACGGAUCUAGCCUAAAAACUCGUGAACUCCGAAAAAAUCUUGAAUCGCCCAUGACUUUCAGUGAGCAAGGGUCCUGUUUCAUACAACUAGAGAGAGUCUUUCUUCGAAAAAUUAGUAGAGAGAGGCUAAGCAAUGAAUUAUUGAUAAACAUUGCCGGUGCUCUUUUGACGAUAGCAAAUAAACUGGAUCACGAUCAAUUCUUUGCCGACAUGAAGUUAGAAGCGUUUCUUACUUGGCAUACAAAAGGACAACAACUCUCAUCGAAAACUUUUCCAUCCACGAAGCCUAGUGCAGCGAUGCUAAGCUUGAGAUUUGAGGUCUAUGUUUUCAAAUUUCGCUAAGAUUUUUCAUUUACAAGACUCCAAGAUGCGCACACCGUUAAUAUGUUUUCUGCUCCUCGUUUGUCUGUUGGUGAUGGAAGCAAAAUCCAUAUCAGUUAAAAAAGAACACAAAACCGACGCCAAGGAACUUGAAGAAGCAUUGAAAGAUUUGAGAGAGUCAGAACUAAACCUCCAUAGGGGUCGUGCAAAAGAAAAUUAUCAGGAGCAAUUGAAAGCGCUUACUGAGGAAGAAUCUGACGCCCAAAGUGGAAAUGGUGAGCUCAGACCCGAGGAUUAUUAGCCAGCGACUAUGAACCGAGAUUGGAGAAUGUACAAAUAUAUAACAAAAGAGAUUUUAGUUACUCGUCAAAUAUACUUUUUUCUUCAAUUUUUCUUUUAUCCUCUUUUUUUUUUUCAACAAACGCCGCCCCGUACACGACAUGACGGAUUACUUAUAUUUCUAUACACCGGAAGUCCGGCUCAAUAUUUCUAAUGGAAAGUGAAGUACUUCAUCAGCAAGCCCCUUUGCUAGUUCAAGUUUGGUACUAAGAAUGAAACUCUGUUGGCCAAGAGUCUCAGGGAUGCUAUACUUCUUGGUCAUAUUUUCUUAUUUAUGCAUCUCUCUUAGAUUCAAAUAUUGAACGUGAAAGUAAUACAACUCAGCAUAGCUCAAUAUCAUUCAUCAUCGUUAUUGUUUUCUUCUCAUAAGCGAUCUUGCAGCCGUCUCGGGCAUAUUUUGAAGCUAAAGCCCAGCAAGUAGAUUGAUUGAUUUUAUCGUACUUUUUUUGCAUAGCUGUCUCAAUAAAGCUUAUUCAGGGUAGAAAUUCA
Molecule: messenger RNA, 1447 nt
Organism: Stylophora pistillata
Lineage: Eukaryota; Metazoa; Cnidaria; Anthozoa; Scleractinia; Pocilloporidae
Source: RefSeq, a predicted model, not a curated record